GUGUCAAUGGUUAACCCGGGUUCUUGGUGUCUGGAGCUUUUCUUCCCUGUAUUAUUAACUACAGAACAUUUUUCCCACUGCCCUGCUGUGAGCCCCCAGCUCUUAGAUCCUCUAUGGGGAGAGUGCAUACAGCUGGCGUGAAGAGUGGACCCUGUUUCUCCAGGCGUGCGUGAACUUUGGUUGUAGUCUGUUGGAGCAGCUUGUGUGACAGAAGCACGGGAGCACGGAGGAAGCGGAGCCGGGAGACUGAACGAAUUUGGAGGGAGGAAAAUGACUUUGCCUAGGGAUGGCUGUGACACCACCAGGAUUACAGUGAAGAGCUGGACAGAAGGGUCCAAUUGUAGCAUGCUCCCUUUAAGAGGGAAACAAGAUUAGCAACCUUGGCAAAUUUUCGGCUUCUAUUCAGAGGGAAAGAGAAGAGUUUCCAGUGUCCAAAAAAAAAGACAGACAGAGAGAGACACAGACAGGAAGAAAGAAAGAAAAGAAAAAUAAAGAAUGGAUUUUUUGAAACAAAGGCAGAAGCAAUUUUAUACUUCACUGAAAGCUCACCUGGGAGUGGUUUAAACUCCUCUGGGGUUAAGGAAGAUUUCUUUUUUUUUUACCUCUCAAGACCAAAGGUGGAGCUAGGGUAAAGGAACCGAAUCUGAAAUAGCGUCCCCGUCAGUUCUGUUCUGUCCUGGGAAGCACACAAGGAAGAAAAAUCUCCGUGGAAGAGAGAGGAGGCUACAAGUGAUGAAGGUUUUAUGUGAAAACCCAAACUAACCAAGAGCGCCACACCUAGAACGACUGUGACUGCAGAGGUCAGCCGGAGUGACCCAGGGGGCCAGGGGGAGGAUGAGCUAUUACGGCAGCAGCUAUCGGGUCGUGAACGUGGACCCCAAGCUCCCAGGCUGCCCCCCGGGGCACAUCACUGCAGAGAAGAGAAGAGCCAGACGGCGUCUGCUGCACAAGGAUGGCAGCUGUAACGUCUACUUCAAGCACAUUUUCGGAGAGUGGGGGAGCUACGUGGUUGACAUUUUCACCACUCUCGUCGACACCAAGUGGCGCCAUAUGUUUGUGAUAUUUUCCUUGUCUUACGUCCUCUCCUGGUUGGUGUUUGGCUCCAUCUUUUGGCUCGUAGCCCUUCAUCACGGAGAUCUGUCCAACGACGCUGGCAUCACGCCUUGUGUCGACAACGUCCACUCCUUCACGGGGGCGUUCCUCUUCUCCCUGGAGACCCAGACCACCAUCGGUUACGGCUACCGCUGUGUCACCGAAGAAUGCUCUGUGGCCGUGCUCGUGGUGAUCCUUCAGUCCAUCCUAAGCUGCAUCAUAAACACCUUCAUCAUUGGCGCCGCCCUGGCCAAGAUGGCCACCGCCCGGAAGAGAGCCCAGACCAUUCGGUUCAGCUAUUUUGCCCUCAUCGGCAUGAGAGAUGGGAAGCUCUGCCUCAUGUGGCGCAUCGGUGAUUUCCGACCCAACCACGUGGUGGAAGGCACCGUGCGAGCCCAGCUUCUCCGCUACACAGAAGACGGCGAAGGGCGGAUGACCAUGGCAUUUAAGGACCUAAAAUUAGUCAGUGACCAGAUCAUCCUUGUCACGCCGGUCACGAUCGUUCAUGAGAUCGACCACGAGAGCCCACUGUAUGCCCUCGACCGAAAAGCCGUGGCCAAAGACAACUUCGAGAUUUUGGUGACAUUUAUCUAUACUGGCGAUUCGACCGGGACUUCCCACCAAUCCAGAAGUUCCUACGUCCCGCGGGAAAUUCUCUGGGGCCACAGGUUCAAUGACGUCUUGGAAGUGAAGAGGAAGUACUACAAAGUCAACUGCCUGCAGUUUGAGGGCAGCGUGGAAGUCUACGCUCCCUUCUGCAGCGCCAAACAGUUGGACUGGAAAGACCAGCAGCUCCACAACAUGGAAAAAGCCCCGCCAGUCCAAGGAUCGGGCGUGCCAGACCCCAAGGUCAGAAGAAGGUCGCUGAGUGCAGUGGCCAUUGUGAGCAGCUGUGAAAACGCAGAGGAGACCACCCCAUCUGCCACAGAUGAGUGUAAGGAGGCACCUUAUCAGAAGGCCCUCCUGAGUUUAAAUACAAUCUCUGUAGAAUCCCAAAUGUAGCCCCAAGUCCCAGUUGCAGGGGCUGCCACUCAAUCAUUUUCACUCUCUAGCCAAUCACCUUAAGGCGAGGAGCAGGCAGCAGGGCUUUUAAAGAAUGCCAUAGCUAUCUUUGAUGGGGAUGGGAGACAAACAGGGCUGGUCAAACUUGAUAAAAGAUAUCUAAAAAUCACGUAGUAGCCAAUUGUUUAAUUUUUUUUUCUGGCUAGCCAAUUUUGUGUUAGGGAUGCGAGUAAG
Messenger RNA from Vicugna pacos (alpaca), 2328 nucleotides. The record is from RefSeq and is a predicted model, not a curated record. Lineage: Eukaryota; Metazoa; Chordata; Mammalia; Artiodactyla; Camelidae.